GUAAGUAUAUUCAUGGUGUGGAUCCACAUUAGGCUCUAGUUGGCAGACAUAGUGUCUGCAUGUUCCAAUGAUGCAUGCAUGACCUUUAUUAAAGUAUAUGUAUGUUCCUGGAAAGUAUACAGUCCUAGCAGAUUAGAUAUAAACCCAGGCUGCACAGGUCAGUGAUCAUUUGCUGUUGCACUUUACUAAAAUAGAAAGUAGAAAGUGUUCCUGGAAAGUAGUCUAUCAACUAUAACAGAGAUCUCAAAACCCAGCUAUAUAUAUAUAUAUAUAUAUAAUAGCUGGCAGCACAGUGUACUCAAAAGCUGAAAACUUAAUAGUCCAUCAUAAUUUAUGAUCAAUCAUGGCUGAGCGAGUAGUUAUACCACAGCGAAGGCGAAGACCUCCAAAAAUCAAAGAAUCUAAAGAUUCUGACGAGCAACCAAAAUCUGCCCCCCCUAGGAGGGGGAGACCACUGAGACCACUUUCACACACUGAGGAAGGUAUCGAGCAGCCAGUGUCAGCAAUUCUCCAAGAAGAAGAACCUCGGCGUAAACCUCCUCGCAGUCAAGACCAGACCAUAAAAAAAAAUGGACCAACUCUACAGAAAUCACAAGGCACACUGAGGAAAUCAGCACCAGUUAAAAAGACAAUCGAGAGAUCUUGUCGUGACCAAAUUGCACAACCGAACAGUAGGCACAGGACACGAAACAGUAAGCAGAUGAACAUUCACCUAUCAGAUCAGAAACCAAAUGUGGGUGCUACAAAUUCCACUGGUGCAAGCAACGUGGCUGCAGGUAGACCUAAAGUACCCUCUCAAAGUGCAAGCAUUCGUACACUGAUAUCAGGUAACACUCCAAAUGACCACAAAAGCAGCUGGAAAAGAAAACAAGUCAAACCCCCAAAAACAGAAAACCAAGGAGCUGAAAUGCACUCUAACAAAAUCAUUAAGCCAACCAAAAAACAUGACUUCAGAGAGUUUGGUUAUCUUAGCAGUCGAGAGAUUCGAGAAAUGGCUGAGAUGGGUGACGAAGCACUUGUAAAGCAUAUCAGCCAAAACGAUAGUGGUUUUCUGGCAUCAAUAAAAAACUCUUCUACUGUGAAUGAUCCCAAGCUGGUGAGGUGUUUUGUGAAGAUUCUAUACAAGCUAGUGGAAUCUAGGGAAGACUCCAUGGCAUCUCUACUGCUUAGUCAGAUUUUUGGACUAGGAAGUGGAUGUGAUCAGUUCAUUUUUAAGUUAGAUAUACUCACAAGGACAAUGGCAUGUGAGCGAUUACAGUCUGCACGAAAGGAGAAUGUACAGGCUCUAGGGCACAUAAUACGAAUAGCCGCAUUCUGUAUUGAGAGAAUUCCAUCUAGUGUUGUCCAUUCUUUCCCGAUUUAUUCGAUUUGCGAAGGUAUAAAAAAUCUGUUAAAUUUUGGCGAGGAUGAAGAGAAAGCAUUUGCUACACGUAAACAAGAAGAAGUCAAUGAGCUCCAACAACAAUUUCAAGAACACAGGGAAGAGACUUUAAAUGCAGCCAGACAAAAACCCCAAAAGAUGGCAGUAAGUGAGGAUAAUAUCCUCAUUGAUCCUCCCGAACACUUCACUACGGUUGAAAUGCUACCCAAGCCUGAAGAAAUCUACCACUAUUCAAAGAAGCCGUUUCUUCGAGCCAAUAUUGUUGAAGGGAAGUAUGACAGCUGGGAGCAUUAUCUUGAUGUUCAGUUCCGGCUGCUUAGAGAAGACUUUGUAGGUCCACUUCGUGAAGGCAUAUCAAACUAUGUCGAAGCACCAUUGGUAUCCAAGGGAAUAGAAGUGUAUAUGUAUCAAGAAGUAAUGCUCGGUGGACCAGUUUGCCUUAAUUCUGAAGUUGGUUUUGACCUUUGGUUUGAUUCCAGUGGGCUCAGGGGUGUUAAUUGGGAGUACACCAAACGUUUGAUCAAUGGAUCUCUUUUAUGCCUUUCGACUGAUAAUUUUGAGAGCAUUGUUUUUGUUACAGUUGCAGAUCGAAAACCCAAUUUGCUGAAAAAAGGUGUCAUUACUGUUAAGUUUGAAGGAAGUGUGAAUGGCUUUCAGCUAGACCCUCAAGCUGUGUACACAAUGGUUGAAUCGGUAGCCUACUUUGAGGCUUACAGGCAUGUCUUGAACCGGCUUCAGGCAGUAAGUACCCUCGGUGAAACUCACAUGAUGCCUUUUAAACAGUACAUAGUUGAAUGCAGUUUUGACCCUAUGCUACCGCCGCCCUACUUGCAACACAUGCCAAAACAGGUAUUUAACCUUAAAGGAAUAAUUGAGGUAAAAAGCAAGAAGAUAUCCACAGAAGUAAAUCUUACUAAGUUGUCUACAUGGCCUAGUGCAGACGAUACAGAUCUGGAUCACUCUCAAAUGGAAGCCUUGAAGGCAGCACUCACACAAGAUUUAUCAGUGAUUCAAGGACCACCUGGCACAGGAAAAACAUACAUAGGAAUUAAAGUGGUUCAAGCGUUCCUUGCUAACAAGAGCUCCUGGGAUCCUCGGCAAUCCUCACCCAUUCUAGUUGUUUGUUACACAAAUCAUGCUCUAGAUCAGUUCUUAGAAGGUAUCCGCACAGUAACUGUGAAUAGAAAACAGCCGAACAUAACAAGAAUUGGUGGGCGGUGUAAAACUGAAGAACUGAAGAACUGUGUCUUGUACGAAAAAGUCAGCAAAGUAAGAGAGUUAAGAUUAGUACCAAUAAACAUUUACCAGCAUUUUUCAAAUGCUCGAAAAGUCAUGGUUCCUCUCAAAGAUCGUAUUAAUCGCUGCUUGAACUCAAUUCAUCAGUCAAGAAGCAGACUAUUAAGAGUUGAGCAAUUACAGUGUGUGAUGUAUGACCACCACUAUUCUCAGCUUACAGCAUUGAGCCAAACAAAACUACCAAUGGAAGUUUGGCUCGGUUUACGGUAUCUAGUGGCUGUGCAAAGAGUGGAAGAAGAGAUAGACGAACAACAACAAGAAAAUCAGGCGGUGGAAGUACUGGAAGUUCCUAAGAAUGCAGGUACACAAGACGAGGACAAUGAGGUCCAGAAGAUUCAAGACGAUCGUUUUGUUGAUGAAGACAAUGAGAAUUUGUUUGAGCUACCCAUUCAAGAUAUUACUCUUUUUGAAGACCAAACUUCUGAUUUUGAAGAGACUGGCGAAGGAAAUGGCGAAUGGAAGGUUGUCCAAAUGAGUAACGACAAAAGAGAAAGACAAAUCCAAUACCAUUUAUCGAACAAUUCUGAUCCGAUGACAAAUGUCGAAGCUGAUACAAUAGUUGAUGUAUGGAGCUUAAAAAACAUGCACACCAGGUGGAGAUUGUACCUGCAUUGGAGAGAUAGCUACAUGCUGUAUCAGAGGAACCUGUUGGAACGUCUUUCCAAGAGGUACAAAAACGCUUGUUCAAAUGUUCAGAAAGCAAAAGAAGGAAUUAAUCUUUCGGUUGUAAAAGGUUCAGAUGUGGUUGGCAUGACUACAACAGGAGCAGCCAAACACAACUACAUCAUAAAAGGCAUUCGACCAAAGAUAGUAGUUGUCGAAGAAGCUGCUGAAAUUUUUGAAGCUCACAUUUUUACGUCAUUGUCACCUAGUGUUCAACAACUAAUUCUGAUUGGUGAUCAGGAGCAGCUUCGCCCAAAACCAACUUACUUUGAGCUAGAGAAAAACUAUAAGCUUGAUGUAUCUCUGUUCGAACGACUGAGUAAAAACAAAUGUCCAGUAAAGACGUUGGGCAUUCAACACCGAAUGAGACCAGAAAUAGCCAGUUUGAUUACUCCAACAGUGUAUCCUGACCUGCAAAAUCAUGAGUCUGUUGAAAAAUAUGAGCACAUACAAGGAGUUGAUAAGAGCUUGUUCUUUUUAACUCACACAAAAUUGGAAGUCUCGGGCAAAUCUGAUACGAAAAGUCACUCGAAUCCUCACGAAGCAAAGUUUUUAACAGCUCUGUGUCGCUACUUUAUCAAGCAAGAAUAUAAUACAUCUCAAAUUACCAUUUUGACUCUCUAUCGAGGACAACUUUUAGAAAUAAAAAAGCAUCUCGGUAACGAGAAAAUUGUUGGUGUUAGGACCGCAGUUGUGGAUGACUUUCAGGGGGAAGAAAAUGACAUUAUUCUUCUGUCACUAGUUCGGAGCAAUCCAAAACAGAACAUUGGAUUUGUGGGGAUAAAGAAUCGUAUUUGUGUGGCUCUUUCACGAGCGAAGAAAGGAUUCUUUAUCAUUGGGAACAAAGAAAUGCUCCGUGACAAACAACAAACUAUCUGGCCUGAAGUGAUAUCUAAACUUCAGUCUAUGGACAGUAUAGGAGAUUCGCUUUUGCUACAUUGUGCGAUUCACCGUGAUCAAACAGUUAAAGCUAAGUCAGCUGAAGACUUUGCCAAAUGUCCCGAAGGUGGUUGCUUGAAAAAAUGUGAUGCACGUUUGUCUUGCGGACACGUUUGUCGUUUAUCCUGUCAUCCUUAUGAUCGUGACCAUAUUAAGUACAAAUGCCAGAAAUCAUGCCCUAGAACUUUGGACUGUGGCCACAAAUGCACUAGAAAAUGUCACCAAUGUAGGCCGGAGUGUCAACCAUGCUUAGUGCCAGUACCCAGAUUUUUAGAGGAGUGUGGACACACUGAGACUGUGGCAUGCUCAGUAGCUAUCAAUAAGAUAAAAUGUCGUUCACAAUGCGAACAGCUUUUAAAAUGUGGACACCAGUGCCAAAGCGAAUGCUUCAUGAUAUGCACUAGGAAAUGCCAAGAACUUGUUUACAAAGACUUGCCCUGUGGGCAUACCGUUCAAACCAAGUGCCAUAUUUUAGAGCCUAUAUGCCGUGAGCCUUGUGGAGCUCUACUUGACUGUGGGCAUACGUGCUCAGGUACAUGUGGAACCUGUCACAAAGGCCGCUUGCAUGUACAGUGCAACUCAGUUUGCAAGCGUAUAUUAGUUUGUGGGCAUGAAUGCGAUUUCCCUUGCUCAUCUAACUGCCCACCAUGUAUUAAACGUUGUACAACCUUUUGUGUACACAGCAAAUGUCAAAAGAAAUGCUUUGAGCUAUGCGAUACUUGCCAAGAACCUUGUGAGUGGUCAUGCCCCCACCAAACAUGCAGUAUGCCGUGCGGAGAGCCGUGUAAUCAAAAGCCUUGCAAUGACCCAUGCAAGAAACUGCUAAAGUGUGGCCACGAAUGCAUAGGCUUAUGUGGAGAACCUUGUCCAAGUCUUUGCCGCAUCUGUAACAAAGAAGUAGUUACAGAAACACUUUUUGGAACAGAGGAAGAAGAGGAUGCUCGAUUUGUUCUAUUACCAGAUUGCAAGCAUGUUAUUGAAGUAUCUGCUAUGGAUACGUAUAUGUCAAUGGAGAGCGAAGAGGUUUCUAUAAAGAAGUGCCCUAAGUGUACAACACCAGUAAAGACAUGCCUCAGGUAUGGUAAUGCUAUAAAAUGCUACCUACAAGAUAUUGAGGCAAUUAAGCAGCAACAAUUAAAGACAUUGAAUCCAGAAGCAUUAAAAGCGGAAUUCAAGAAAGUUAUGGCAUCGGUGGAAACUUCUGCUAAUUGUCUAUUCAUAAGUAAUGAACUCGCCAUGAUUGAAAAAAAAUUAUUUUCUGAGAAACCCACACCAUUUCCUGACGUCAUUAGAGCACAGCUCACCUUAUUGCCACACAUUGUCAAGGCAAUAGAGGUUAUCCCAGCACCCAAUAGUAAUUCAUUUGACGUUAGAAUUGAGCUUAUCAAGCGACAGUUGAACACAUUAAAAGUAUUUGUGUCACAUUCAGAAUACCUCUCAAAACAACAAAUUUCAGAUGGAGAAGCUGAAAUGAGAAGACUCACACUUCUAGCAAGAUUGACCGAAUUCCAGAUAAAGCUUGAGAGGAAGGAAGGCAAAAUCUCAACCAAUAAUCACGUUUUGAUUGAGAAACUACUAUCCAGACUGCACGAAAGCGGACAUAAAACAACAGAUGAUUCUACGGUCCCCAAAAUCACUUCAGAUGAUGAAACAGAAAUAAUGCACUCUAUUCAAACUCUAUGCAAGGAGUAUCAAGUUGAUAACUUGUCCGAAGCUGAGAAACUUGAAAUUGUCGAAGCAAUGGGUCUAACGAAAGGCCAUUGGUUCAAAUGUCCCCAAGGACAUUUCUACUGCAUUGGAGAGUGUGGUGGAGCCAUGGAAACGGCCAAAUGUCCCGAGUGUAAUGCAGAGAUUGGUGGUAGCCAUCAUCAGCUACUUGCUAGCAACCAGGUAGCAACAGAAAUGGAUGGCGCUGAACAUCCUGCCUGGUCGGAAAUGGCUAAUAUGCAUAACUUUGAUCCACAAGAACUUGCACGAUUACAGCUUGAAGACUGACCUAUCGACAUAAAUAUUAUAGUAUCAACACAUUGCACAGAGCAGUAGAAUUAACAAAUUUUACCGGAAAUUUACCGGUAAUAUUAUAUAGGUAAUAGUAAGUUAUGUUUUAGUGAGAUUGGAAGAUUAACCAAACACAUACAGCUUGUAGAAUAAAAUAGUUAAUAGCAAGUUUACUUGAUUUGUUAUCGAACUGUAUCGCUACAGUAACUUAAAUAUUGUAGGUUCAUACAGUAGA
Messenger RNA from Halichondria panicea, 6512 nucleotides. Its product is annotated as NFX1-type zinc finger-containing protein 1-like. Gene Ontology annotation, cellular component: nucleus; nuclear RNA-directed RNA polymerase complex. Gene Ontology annotation, molecular function: helicase activity; zinc ion binding. NCBI's taxonomy places the organism in Eukaryota, Metazoa, Porifera, Demospongiae, Suberitida, Halichondriidae. The coding region runs from base 344 to 6274 and encodes 1976 amino acids. The transcript is spliced from 4 exons. Gene Ontology annotation, biological process: regulatory ncRNA-mediated heterochromatin formation. The record is from RefSeq and is a predicted model, not a curated record.